Messenger RNA from Hemibagrus wyckioides, 1097 nucleotides. RefSeq names its product trafficking regulator of GLUT4 (SLC2A4) 1b (gene trarg1b). The record is from RefSeq and is a predicted model, not a curated record. Gene Ontology annotation, cellular component: membrane. The transcript is spliced from 3 exons. Lineage: Eukaryota; Metazoa; Chordata; Actinopteri; Siluriformes; Bagridae. Bases 260 to 769 code for a protein of 169 amino acids.
GCUCGGUCCUGACCACUAUAAAGCCUCCAGACCUUACUCACAGAGUUCUCUUGCUUUUAAAGCCCCUGUCCUAAUGCAGGACAGUCUACUUUUCUGCGUCUGCUCAACCUGAGCUUUGUUUUAAAUAUUGAUGAGGGAUGUGCAGUUAGUCUUUCCUGUACGCAAAGGGCGCGCAUCGGUGGAUUAAUAAACCCAAGCAUCAUAUGUUUCAUUUAGAGGAGUUCCGUGUUUUUAUUCUGACUUCUGAAUUUCCACAGUAAUGGCUAUCAACACAGAUGCCGAGUUUGAGAGGAGUGAAAUGAGCGAGAGCAGCGGAGGCGGAGGCGGCAGCACCGCGACGGAAUUCAGAGACACGCACAAACUUCUUGGUGUCGUCGUGGGCGACGGGAAAGACGGACUCGGGAGCCGCCCCGACUCCCGUCGGCCGAGCGUCAGGUCACUGAAGUCGCUGAAAUCCCUGAGCGUUGAGCAGAACAGCUACAAGUCCACAGGGACCGGAAGUAUUCAGACUCCGCCGCGCUCUCCGGCACCGGAGCGCAACGAACCCGAGCCACCCAGCUACAUGUGGCUCGCGCUCUUCUCCUGCUUCUGUCCCGCGCUGCCGCUCAACGUCAUCGCUCUGUACUUCUCACAUGCGUCGCGCUCCAUGACCCAGGCUAAGGAUUAUGAAGGAGCUAGGAGACUGGGCCGACGUUCGAUGCUCUUCAGUAUCAUGGCCAUUGCUGUGGGUCUGAGUAUAAUCCUUUAUCUAGCGAUCACAGAGAGCUGAUGCGGUGUCAUGUAGACAGUCUUUAUAUCACGGAUGAUCGGUCGGGCGUGGCACGUCUUUUUCCGAGAACGUGAACACCGUCCUUGAGACUAAAAGGACUAGAAUAUCUUGCACUACAAUUUUAAAAAAAAAAUACAAAACUGUCAUGCCUUAUCAUAUCUCGGACAAUAUGCGAAAUAGUAUGGAUUUCUCGUGCAUGCUCGGUCUCUGUCCACUGAGAUAGCAGAUGACGUCCACGUGGGGCGUGUCCUAUCUGAAGGGUGCGGCCAAAUAAACUGCCCUGAGCUGAAAUCUGCCAAUAAAGCUUGAAAAGCAGAGCAAAAAAAAA